Messenger RNA from Camelina sativa (false flax), 1185 nucleotides. Its product is annotated as deoxypodophyllotoxin synthase-like. The record is from RefSeq and is a predicted model, not a curated record. NCBI's taxonomy places the organism in Eukaryota, Viridiplantae, Streptophyta, Magnoliopsida, Brassicales, Brassicaceae.
AUGAAAUCAAUCCUGAAGACUACCAAGGUUCCGAUUCUUGAUUUCACGAGCCAGCAAGACUUGAAACCAAACACGUCUGUGUGGCGUUCAAUUUCCAGAGAUGCUUGUGAAGCCUUAGAGGAAUACGGCUGUUUUGUGGCGGUUUACGAUGGAGUAACGCAGCAACUAGACGAUUCAGUCUUUGCCGCUGCUAAGGACCUGUUCGAUCUCCCGGCGGAGACGAAGAUGAAGAAUGUAAAUGAGAAGCCGUACCACGGCUACGUUGGUCAAAUGCCUAUAAUCCCUCUUCACGAGGGUCUUGGAAUUGAUUAUGUUACCAACAAAGAAGAUGCUAAGAAAUUCACUAAUCUCAUGUGGCCUCAAGGAAACGAUCGGUUUUGCAAAACCAUACACGCUUUCUCAAACGCAGUUGCGGAAUUGGACCGACUAGUGGUGAGGAUGAUAUUCGAGAUCUACGGUGUUAAGAAAUACUACGAAUCUCACUUCGAAUCAAAGACUUACCUACUCAAAUUUCUCAUGUAUUUGGCUCCACCAGAGUCUGUCUCAAUGCCAGCUUUUCCUCAGCACACAGACAAGACUUUCUUAACGAUACUUCACCAAAACGAUGUAAAUGGUUUAGAGGUAAAGUCAAAAGACGGUGAAUGGAUUUCCCUUCAACUCCCACUCAAGUCAUACGUCGUCAUGGCCGGUGACAUCUCUAUGGGUUGGAGCAAUGACAGGAUACGUUCUUGUGAACAUAGAGUGACAAUGGAAGGUGACAAGGUGAGGUACACUAUAGGUCUUUUCUCGUUCCUUACGGGCUCGGUUUCUAUCCCUGAGGAGCUUGUGGAUGACGAACAUCCUCUUAUGUAUAAGCCAUUCACUAACAUCGCUCUCAUAAACUUCUUUGCAACCAAAGAAGGCCGUGAAGCAAAUUCCACUCUCAAAGCAUAUUGUGGUACAGAAGACUGAUAAUCAAAGUGAUAAUGUUUUUAGAAUUAAUUAACGUGAUGUUAUCAUAUUGAUCAGUGAUCAAAUUAAGUGAUAAUGUUUUAGAAUUGACGUGAUGUGAUCUGAUUGGAUCUCUACUUUAUUUUCAGUGAGAUAGGAUAAAAAGUUCAAAUCAUUUUCCAACGAUUUGAUCCAGUGAAACCGAUUAGAAGUCGCAUACUACACGUCUAAAACAAGCCCUAAAACAAUAGGAGU